Molecule: messenger RNA, 555 nt
Organism: Paramuricea clavata
Lineage: Eukaryota; Metazoa; Cnidaria; Anthozoa; Malacalcyonacea; Plexauridae
Source: the annotation of a GenBank genome assembly
AUGGCUUGCUGCCCGACCGAAGAGAAAUAUGGCUACGAAGACUGUCGAUUUGAAAAAGAUGUGGACGAAAAUUUUCAUUGUUCUAUCUGCUACAAUGUUCUUAAAGAACCAAGGACGUGUAGGAAUAAUGAUCACAUCUUUUGUCUUGCCUGCAUCACUCAACAUCUAAAGGUGAACUCUCAAACUUGUCCUGAAUGUAAUGAGCAUUUGAGCGUCCAUACGCUUCGUCGGCCGCGUGUGUUGAAUAACAUGUUGUGUAAACUAAAGAUAAAUUGUGAUCAUGCCAGUCGAGGAUGUCCUCAGUUUACCUGUCUUGAAGAUCUCAAAACUCACGUGGUGAAUUGUGGCUAUGCACCUGUGUUGUGUUCAAAUGCAGAGUGUGGUAUGGAGAUUAACAAGCAAGAUAAGGUCCAUCAUGAGACUGAAGUUUGUGAUUAUAGAAAAGUGAAAUGUCAUGACUGUGAGCAGAUACGGGAAGAUGUCGGAACAUUGAAAGGAAGUUUAAUUGAACUGGAUGGGAAAGUGGAACAAGGAAUAAAGAAAUUGGACGAAAAA